UCUGUCAGUGUCCUGCAAACGCAUUUUUCUUCAGAUAUCAACUCACCCUUCAUCAUGGCAGACUCUACUAAUUCUCCAGAAUACGUUACCCUUGUAAGCAGUGACGGGUUCGAAUUUAUCAUCCACAGAGAGGCUGCCAUGCGGUCAGGCACCAUCAAGAACAUGUUAACCGGACCAGUACAAUUUAGGGAAUCCAUCGAAAAUCGAAUUCCCUUUCGUGAUAUAAAAGGCGUGAUUUUGGAAAUCGUGUGUCGAUACCUAUACUACAAGUGGCAAUAUGAAGGCUCUACGACGGAGAUUCCUGAAUUCAAGAUUGACCCAGAAGUGGUUCUCGAAACGUUGAUGACGGCCGAUUUCCUCGAAUGCUAACUCUUACAUAUGCAUACACACCAUAUCCAACUAUUUUUUAUCAGAACACAAAUACAAAUGGGA
Molecule: messenger RNA, 432 nt
Organism: Radiomyces spectabilis
Lineage: Eukaryota; Fungi; Mucoromycota; Mucoromycetes; Mucorales; Radiomycetaceae
Product: BTB/POZ protein
Exons: 3
Coding region: 55-369 (104 amino acids)
Biological process (GO): ubiquitin-dependent protein catabolic process
Cellular component (GO): elongin complex
Molecular function (GO): protein-macromolecule adaptor activity
Source: RefSeq, a predicted model, not a curated record